UAUGAGAAUGAGUUGGCCCUACGUCAGAGUGUAGAGGCUGACAUCAAUGGCCUGCGCAGGGUGCUGGAUGAAUUGACCCUGGCCAAGGCUGAUCUGGAGAUGCAGAUUGAGACCCUGAAUGAGGAAAUGGCCUACCUUAAGAAGAACCAUGAGGAGGAAAUGAAAGAAUACCAGAACCAGAUGGUGGGCCAGGUCAACGUGGAGAUGGAUGCAGCCCCAGGAGUAGACCUGACCCGAGUGCUUUCUGAGAUGCGAGAGCAAUAUGAAGCCAUUGCAGAUAAGAAUCGGCGAGAAGCUGAGGCCUGGUUCUUCAGCAAGACUGAAGAACUGAACAAAGAGGUGGCUUCCAGCACAGAAAUGAUCCAGACUAGCAAGACGGAGAUCACUGACCUGAGACGCACGCUCCAGGGGCUGGAGAUCGAGCUGCAGUCUCAGCUCAGCAUGAAAGCAGGGUUGGAGAGCUCCUUGGCAGAGACAGAGUGCCGCUAUGCCACCCAGCUGCAGCAGAUCCAAGGGCUGAUCAGCAACAUCGAGGCCCAGCUGAGUGAGCUCCGGAAUGAGAUGGAAUGUCAGAACCAGCAGUACCAGAUCCUGCUGGACAUCAAGACCCGGCUGGAGCAGGAGAUCGCCACCUACCGUAACCUGCUGGAGGGCCAGGACUCAAAGAUGGUUGGCUUCAGUACCAGAGAAGGUUCCCUUAGUGGAGGUGGUGGUAGCAGCAGCAGUAGCAGCAGCAGCAGAAUCCGCAUCAACAUGGAGGAGUCAGUGGAUGGGAAGGUGGUUUCUUCCCGAAAAAGGGAAAUCUAA
Messenger RNA from Gracilinanus agilis (Agile Gracile Mouse Opossum), 807 nucleotides. RefSeq names its product keratin, type I cytoskeletal 15-like. NCBI's taxonomy places the organism in Eukaryota, Metazoa, Chordata, Mammalia, Didelphimorphia, Didelphidae. Gene Ontology annotation, molecular function: structural molecule activity. The record is from RefSeq and is a predicted model, not a curated record. The transcript is spliced from 6 exons. The coding region runs from base 100 to 807 and encodes 235 amino acids.